CAGGGAAAGAGACAGAGGUAACCUUGCCAAAAUCACCUUUAUCCUGGGCCACUGUGGGUCUACCCAAAGCUGUGCCUGCUGAGGAACAAAUAAUCCACUUACUAAAUAAAUAAACCAGAAAAUAAUAAUAACAAGCCCCGGAGAAGGUGACAAGUCCCUAGAAUUAGUGCUCCUAACAAAAUAGCUAUGAGACACUCAAAACAAAGCAACGGGCAAUCAUGACCCAAACACAGACAUCGGAAACUGUCGGUGACGUAGACCAAAUGCUGCCUUGCUCAGGAAUAGGGCUUCAAGGAGCCACCAUCCCGUGCGUGCAUGUUGCCAGAACUGGAGGGUUCUCUAGCAGAGCAUAAGUAAGUCAAGGGACAUGUGAAGAUGGCAUCACGUCACACGGAGAACAUCAGUGAGAUGGAAGGACUUGUGUCAAAGAGACAAGUGGAAAUGUGGAGAGGAAAAGGACAAACGAAAUAAAAACUUGAACGGCUGAGCAGUUUCCGGCUCCAGCUUCAAAAGAACAAACACUCAAAACAAAGGAAGUGGUCCUCAACCGCAGGAAGCAGGAAGUGUCUGCUGGGUCCUCGGCUGAAGCCCAGGGACAGUGGGAUGGAGUCCGUGGCCCUGUACAGCUUCCAGGCCACAGAGAGUGACGAGCUGGCCUUCAACAAGGGGGACACACUCAAGAUCCUGAACAUGGAAGAUGACCAGAACUGGUACAAGGCCGAGCUCCGAGGAGCCGAGGGUUUUGUCCCCAAGAACUACAUCCGUGUAAAGCCACACCCGUGGUACUCGGGCAGGAUUUCUCGGCAGCUGGCUGAAGAGAUUCUGAUGAAGCGGAACCACUUAGGAGCCUUCCUGAUCCGGGAGAGCGAGAGCUCCCCUGGCCAGUUCUCUGUCUCUGUGAAUUACGGUGACCAGGUGCAGCACUUCAAGGUGCUCCGAGAGGCCUCAGGGAAGUACUUCCUGUGGGAAGAGAAGUUCAACUCCCUCAACGAGCUGGUCGACUUCUACCGAACUACCACAAUUGCCAAGAGGCGGCAGAUCUUCCUGUGUGAUGAGCAGCCGCUGCUCCAGCCAACCCGGGCCUGCUUUGCCCAGGCCCAGUUUGACUUCUCAGCACAGGACCCAUCUCAGCUCAGCCUCCGCCGAGGUGACAUCGUGGAAGUCGUGGAGUGUGGGGACCCACACUGGUGGCGGGGCCGGGCCGGCGGGCGCCUGGGUUUUUUCCCCCGGAGCUACGUGCAACCGGUACAACUGUGACCCCACAAGACCAGAGGAGCAAUGCUCCGGCCUCAGCCUCUUCACACUAACCAGGACCUAGUCUGGGCACCACCAGGCUGGUUGCCGGGUUCAUGAUGUCACGGGCCACUGACAAGGCCCAGCCUCUCCAGGAUUGAGGACGGACUACUAAUGGCUAGGGCCCAGCUUAGAGAAUGCUCCCCGUGAGCAGCCAGCCACCUGCUGCUUGUCUUCCAGAAGCACCCUUCAGGUUGUGCAAGUUGCUGGGAACGUGGCUCAGCCCUGAGCAACCUGGACUUCCAUAAGGGUGCAGGGUAGUUUCUCCCACUUCAACAACUUGGGGCCUCCAGACCUUACCCCAUCAUCACAGGAUGGGGCUAUAUAGAGGUGACUUCUGUUGGUAGAGGCCCAUGAGGGACAGAAGCCAUACAGUGGAUCCUCUCCUGUUGGUACAGAGAGAGCCCAGCCUGGAGGUCUGGGCUCUGCUGGUUCUGGGGGAACAGACAGCCUAUGGCCAGCAUUGAGUGAACAUAAGUCCAAAGGGGUGAUGCCUGGCCAUCGAGGGAACCUGAGCUGCCUCUGCCCAGAGUCAGAGCCCCUUCAGUUGGGAAAACUGAGUCAGACUUCACAAGGCCUGGCAUGGUGGUAGGCUUUGGGGGAGGGAGGAAGAGAGAGAGAGGGAGAGCAUGCCUCUGUGGUUGUCUUUAGUCCCUUGAAGAGCCCAGGUUCCAGGGGUUCUCCCUGAGUCCAGGCUGGCCCAAGACCCUUCAAGCUCUGAGCUUGGCUUACCCUAUGCUCCCAAUCCAUACCUGCAUAUUCAAAAUAAAACAUUAUCCAGUAGACAUCCAA
Messenger RNA from Peromyscus maniculatus bairdii (prairie deer mouse), 2085 nucleotides. RefSeq names its product GRB2-related adapter protein. Lineage: Eukaryota; Metazoa; Chordata; Mammalia; Rodentia; Cricetidae. Gene Ontology annotation, molecular function: protein binding. The record is from RefSeq and is a predicted model, not a curated record.